AUGCCGGAGGGCCCGUCAGUGCGGGAGUUCCAUGGGCGGUGUUGCCGGCAGCUGGGGGCCGCGGUGCUGCGGGCAGCGGGGGGAACCCGCCAGGUGUCCGUGCAGCGGCUACAGGGGCGGCAGCUGCAGCAAUGUCAGGUCCAUGGCAAGUGCCUGUACCUGGGCUUCGGAGACGUGAGGGGAGCGGACACGGGAUGUCCCGGCAGCAGCGGCAGCAGCGGGGGGCCCGGGGUCGGGGCCGGCUCCGGGGGGGACACAGCCCGGGAUCCCCGUCUCUGGAUCCGCUUCCACUUCGGUUUGUUCGGCAGCGUCCGGUGUGACGAGCUGGCCCGGGCAAAGCGGCCCAACAAGCGGGGAGACUGGGCAGACCCGGUCCCCAGGCUGCUGCUCCACUUCCCCGAUGGGCACCUGCUGGCCUUCUACAGCUGCCGGCUGUGUGAGUGUGGGUGCCCGCGCCCAGACCCCAGCACUGACAUCCUGGAGCCCCGCUUCAACACCGACCAAGCUCUGCUCGCCCUGCAGGCCGCUCGGCCCAUUGGCUGCAUCCUGCUAGACCAGCGACACUUCUCCGGGCUGGGGAACAUCAUUAAGAACGAGGCGCUGUACCUGUGUGGGAUCCACCCGUGGUGUCUGGGCUCCCAGCUGGCUGCAGACACACAGAGGCAACUCCUCCAGCGGCUGCUGCACUUCACCCACGACUGGCUGGAUCGCAAACGACGGCGGCAGCGGCUGCAGCAUCACAUCUACCAGAGGGCCCGCUGCCCACGGGGCCACACCGUGCAGCGGGCACAGCUCGGACCCCCAGGGGGACUCAGCAGACCCACCUGGUGGUGCCCUGUCUGCCAGCCCUUGGUGCCUGGGCCCCUGGGCUAGUGUGUGUGUGUGAGUGCAGGCAUGCCAGGGCCCCUGGGCUAGUGUGUGUGUGUGUGAGUGCAGGCGUGCCAGGGCCCCUGGGCUAGUGUGUGGGUGUGUCCACAGUGCCAGCACC
Molecule: messenger RNA, 988 nt
Organism: Amblyraja radiata (thorny skate)
Lineage: Eukaryota; Metazoa; Chordata; Chondrichthyes; Rajiformes; Rajidae
Product: endonuclease 8-like 2
Exons: 4
Coding region: 1-873 (290 amino acids)
Biological process (GO): base-excision repair
Cellular component (GO): nucleus
Molecular function (GO): DNA-(apurinic or apyrimidinic site) endonuclease activity; DNA N-glycosylase activity; zinc ion binding
Source: RefSeq, a predicted model, not a curated record